AUGUGGGAGACCAUUAAGGCGUAUGCUCGAGGCUUAGUCAUCUCAUACUCUGCGUCUCGGAGAAGACAAAAGGGAGAACAACAGAGCCUACUCGAGGCUCGCUUGAAGGCAGCUGAGAUAGCCCUCCUAAAGGAUCCAACGUUCAUCCGGCUCCAGCAACAGCCCACAAGCAGCAAAGAAAAUCUCUUUGUGGAGCCCAAGAAGACAUUGCCGAAAACACCGGUGAAAAAUGACUCGACACCUAGCAUGGUGCCGUGGAGGGGCUGCGGUACCCCAGAUCAGGAUCUGGUGACUCCGGUUAAACACAACGACAAAUCAUCGCCUGAACCCUGGUCUCCCACUGCCAACCUGAAGAUGCUGAUCAGUGCAGCUAGCCCUGACAUCAGGGACCGUGAGAAGAGGAAGGAGCUGUUCCGACAGAUCGAAAACGACACGCUUGUGAGUGUCGCUGAUGUCAUUCAGCUCGACUCGAUCACUGAAGCCACCACUGAUGAAUUUGAGCAACAACGGCCGAGCAGGAAACAAAAAAGUCUGGGGCUUCUUUGCCAGAAAUUCCUGGCACGUUAUCCUAAUCAUCCUGUUUCAUCUGAGAAAACAGAAAUUUCCCUGGAUGAAGUGGCAACUGACCUUGGAGUGGAACGCAGACGGAUUUACGACAUUGUAAAUGUCUUGGAGUCUCUUCAGCUGGUCAGCCGGAUGGCAAAGAACCAGUAUUCCUGGCACGGCAUGUUAGGGCUCGAACAAACCCUGGCCACGUUAAAGAGGAGGGGGGAACAGCAUGGCUAUGCCAGGCAGCUGGCUCUCGCCCACCACAAGGAGCUGGACUCUGAGGAAAUGGAGAAGGGAGCCAGUGCCCAAGAACGAUGGAGCUGCACCCAGGAGCUGAACAAGGAAAUGCAGCCUGUGGAGGUGGAGAAUAAAUCGGCUUUGUUGAAUAGCAGAAAGGACAAGUCUCUGCGCAUCAUGACGGAGAAAUUUGUGAUGCUUUUCCUUGUAUCAGAACCAAAAACGGUGGCUCUCGAUAUUGCUGCUAAAGUCCUGAUUGAAGAGAGUCAGCAGGACUCAGCUGAUAACAGCAAGUUUAAAACUAAGAUCCGCAGACUGUACGACAUUGCCAACGUGUUGACCAGUUUGGGACUCAUCAAGAAGGUUCACGUGACUGAAGAAAAGGGCCGGAAGCCAGCGUUCAAAUGGGUUGGGCCUGUCCAUCAGAACCAGGCAGAUGAUCAUUCUGUCACAUUAUCAGAACGAACAGGUUCAGUAGAAGGUGUGUUUCCAGUCACUGUAAACACCGAGGAGAGGUUGGGAUGUCCACAUUCGUUCAGUCCUCAACACCGUUCCCAUUCCAACCAGUUCAAGGCCCUGUCUGCUCCUUGCAGCCCUGCUAAGUUUCAGAAAGGUUUGUGUCUCUACGACAGUUGUGGUUAA
Molecule: messenger RNA, 1428 nt
Organism: Chiloscyllium plagiosum (whitespotted bambooshark)
Lineage: Eukaryota; Metazoa; Chordata; Chondrichthyes; Orectolobiformes; Hemiscylliidae
Source: RefSeq, a predicted model, not a curated record